UGUCGGAAAGUUGUCCAAAAGCCUCACCAGGUCCGAACACAACCGCGAUCUAACUUUAAAAAAAAAAAAACACACACACACACACAUACACACACACACACAUACACACACAGGCUGUCCGCGGAUUUGUCAAGCCCAGAGAAACACGGGAUCUUUUCUGUGCCUUUCUCUUGCCAGGACAGAGAGGUGUAACCUGUUGCUCCAUUUUUAAAGCUCUCUUCAGCUCCACUGUAAAUAGCCAAACAACACAAUGUCAACACAUUUCAGGAGCGGCCCAGCCUUCGGACUUUCCGCCGAGGUCAAGAGUAAGCUGGCUGGGAAGUACGACCCCCAGAAGGAGGAAGAGCUGAGGCUGUGGAUCCAGGAUGUGACCGGCAAGAGGAUCGGGGACAACUUCAUGGAGAGUCUCAAGGAUGGAGUCCUGCUGUGCGAGCUCAUUAACAUUCUUCAGCCAGGUUCGGUGAAAAAGAUCAACAACUCCAGUCAAAACUGGCACCAGCUGGAAAACAUAGGAAAUUUCGUCCGUGCAAUCACAGAGUACGGUCUCAAGCCACAUGACAUCUUUGAGGCCAACGAUCUGUUUGAGAACGUCAACCACACUCAGGUCCAGAGCACACUCAUCGCUCUGGCUGGAAUGGCCAAGUCCAAAGGUUUCCACUCCAAGUACGACAUCGGGGUGAAGUAUGCUGAGAAACAGCAGCGCCGUUUCGCCCCUGAGAAGCUCAAGGAGGGGCGCAACAUAAUCGGCCUGCAGAUGGGCACCAACAAGCUUGCCAGCCAAAAGGGCAUGACAUCAUAUGGCACACGACGUCACCUGUAUGACGCCAAGAUAGGCAUGGAUAACCCAAUGGACCAGUCCACCAUCAGCCUGCAGAUGGGCACCAACAAGGGAGCCAACCAGUCUGGCAUGACAGCCCCAGGAACUAGGAGGCACAUCUUUGACAAGAAGCUGGACCUGGAGAACUGUGACACCACCACUGUGUCUCUGCAGAUGGGCACCAACAAAGUGGCCUCCCAGCAGGGCAUGACCACCUACGGCCUGCCGCGCCAGGUUUACGACAACAAGUACUGCACCAACCCCACUGAGGCCUACUAUAACAACGGGGAAGGGGCGGAGUUUGACGGCUACCACCACUACUCUGACUAAGAAAGACACGGACAGACUCAGCCGCUCCUUCCCCUUUGCUUAAAUUCAGACAAUCACCACAUCUGUCUUUGUAUCGAGCAAGACCACCCAGACCGAUGUCAUCGUCGAUUUUGUUCCCCCGUUUCUCUCUCUAACCAUUUUUGCCCAUUUUACUUGGAGGGAUUUACUGUUUGUCUUUCCAUUAGUAAAAGAAAAGAGUGUGUUUACUGUGACCUUAAGUCAAAAUUUUCAUUUUGUAGCCAACUUCAUUCCCCCAACCACGCUGACUUUUCAAGAGAUUUUUUUUAUAAACUUUCCUCUGAAUUUUAUCAGUUGCUAUCAAGCAUAACCUAAGAUGGAAAGAAAACCAAUGCUCCAUAAUUUAACAUCCUUUGCUAUUUAUAGAUUUUUUUUCUACCACUUUUUAUACUUAGUGUAAUUAGAGAUUUACAGCUCACUUCACCUCCCCAUUCUUGCAAUCCAGCAUGAACAGUGACAAAGCAGAAUUUGAAAGUUCCUUGAAUGGAAACAUGAGACCGAUUUGGUGCUGUUGACCUUUGACCCACUUGGAACCAGAGUGCACAUCCACAUUGGAGUACAGGGGGCUCUAGGAUUCCUCUCCUCUGGAUGACCCAGAAGCCCCAGGUCACCCGACUGACUGGGGCGUUCAGCAGGACUUGUAGCUUCGUGCGGACUUUGCCUUGUUUUGUUUGCCACUGCACCGGUAUGUUGUCAUGUUCACACGCCUGCCAAAUCGCCAUUUUACAGGGCUUUUUUAGAUGGCCUGUGUGCAGCAUUUCUUAGUCUUUUGUUUUGCUUUCUUACAAUAGGAUGGAUUAUUGUGUUAAAGACGGGGUUUGCUGUCAGACACAGUGCAAAGCUUUAAUAAAGUGAAAGGCCAAAUCUAGGUGGUGUGGCAUUCACUAGUGUGUGUUAAUGUCCCUCUCACCCUUUCAAUUACCAUGGUAACUAGUGAUAAUCAGUAUUUCUUAUAGCACCAUCAUCGUGUUUCUUUUUUGGAGUUAUGGUUCUCAUCCUAUGGGAGACUUAUUCUACUCGCCUGAGCGAACCUCAGCUUUAAUACGCUGUUGCUCCAUUUGCACUUUACCUAGCAUCACCUUGUCAACUGCAAAUGGCUUAGAAUCACAAUAGGAGAACCAGUGGCUCACUGAAAAUUGCUGAUGUGAAUCGUGGCAAAUAUGCAGAUGAAACUGUUGUUGUGUUAUUUGAUGUAUCAUAAUAUGAUACUGUUGACCCACCGAAUGCCUUGAAUGUAAUGUUAUUGUAAGACUGUGCUACUAGCUGUAAUAGGAUUCAUGUUCACAUUAUGGGACAAUAUCAAUUUUAUUUACCUGGUAAAACCAGAAACUGAGGCAGCAGUGACCUGUUAUUAUAAGCCUGCAUUCAGCAAAUAUUCUUAUUAAUUGGGUUUGAAAUAUUAAAUUGUGUAUAUCAUCAUAAUUUGCUGUUCACUAAGCCUUAUGUUUGCAAUGAGUGUUGAACCAGCCAACAGAUAGGAGCUCUUUUGAGCUGUCCAUGAUUAUUGAACAACAAAGGUAUCAUGUCCUCAAUGACUCUAUUUAUGACUUGUUGUAUUAGAGCACCAUCUAGUGUUUCAAGACCUUUACAGUUAGGGACAGCACUUGUACAUUCACUGUAUCUUCAGUCCAUCUAAUGUCCGAAACAUUACUUUGAUUCAAUCAAAGAGUGUAAAUUUUAUUAGUGUGUUCAUUCCAGUCUUUAAUGAUACUGCCUACCCCUAUGAUAUUCAGAAUGAAAACAAUGUUGGCAAAUGUAUAGUAACAUUUCACCUUACUGUGUUGGCUUUGUCUCAACAUUAACACUAUACAUCAUGUUAACCUCUGAAUAUCUUUUUUUUGUCCAAUAUGCCUUUCACUAAACAUGACAUUUGUGCAAUAAAAAACACUUAAAAAUA
This is a messenger RNA of Myripristis murdjan (pinecone soldierfish), 3062 nucleotides long. It is a transcript of the gene cnn1b, whose product is annotated as calponin 1, basic, smooth muscle, b. The coding region runs from base 251 to 1147 and encodes 298 amino acids. Gene Ontology annotation, cellular component: actin cytoskeleton. Gene Ontology annotation, biological process: actin filament organization; actomyosin structure organization. Lineage: Eukaryota; Metazoa; Chordata; Actinopteri; Holocentriformes; Holocentridae. The record is from RefSeq and is a predicted model, not a curated record. Gene Ontology annotation, molecular function: actin filament binding. The transcript has 7 exons.